AUGCCAGCAGAGAAAGGAAGCAUUAAAAUUCCCCAAUCAGUGGAGAAAACCGAGAGAAACAGUUCAUCCCGCGACGAGAUUUAGGGUUCUGGAGUUCAAUUUUAGAAAGAAGAAGAGGUUACAAGAGUCCGACUUCAAACCCUACGCUAAGUGAAUUUGUAAUAAUGGAGGGUUAUUCGAAUCAUACUCAUCGUUCAUCUCAAGAAAUGGAGGUUUUGGAUGUGAAACCUUUGAGAACCAUAGCUCCAAUGCGCCCUUCAUCACUUGGGCUCGAUUCAUAUGCUCCUCCUUCUACUGGAGAUUCCCCCUUUGUCUUUGUGACACCCUCUGGGUCCUUUGCUUCUGCGUCUGACUCUCUCUUUCGUCCAAACUUCGUCCCGUUGUUUCCAAACUUAGCUUCUCCACAACCUUCGAACCAAAAACCAGUUUUUGCAACCCCACUGAACAGCAGGAGCGCUAACGGUUCGGCAUCAACGUCGGGCCGGAAAUCUAAAGUUGGUAGUUCUGAUGCGAAGAGCACAGGUGAAAAGAAGGAGAAACCACCAAAGAAACCUAGGAAAGUAUAUGGACGACAUGACACAGGGGGCCUGCUCCCUUCUUCUCAUGAUGCGAGGGAGUCGGUGGAGGUGAUCCUUAUGACAUUUGAUGCUCUUCGUAGAAGGGUUCAGCAGAUAGAUGGUGAGGAUGGAAGUAAACGUUCCGACCUCAAGGUUGGGCCUAUCAUGACGAACAGCGAGUUGAGGAUAAAUAUGAACAAGAAGUUGGGUCCAGUUCCAGGGGUUGAGGUUGGUGAUAUGUUCUAUUUUAGGUUUGAGAUGUGUUUGAUAGGGUUGCAUUCUCAGAUCAUGGCGGGAAUUGACACUAUGACUGCAAAGUUUGAUAAUGAAAAUGAUGUUGUGGCUGUUUGCAUUGUGUCUGCUGGUGUCUACGACAAUGAAGAUGAUGAUGUGGAUGCCAUUGUUUAUAGUGGUCAAGGAGGUUCUGCUGGUAAGGAUGAUCAAAAGCUUGAAAGGGGGAAUCUUGCUCUGGAGAGAAGCUUGCACCGUGGUACUGAGAUUAGGGUUGUCCGAAGUGCAAAAGAUUUCACUUGUCAGAAUGGUAAGAUAUAUAUUUACGAUGGGAUUUAUAAGGUUCAUGAAUCAUGGGUUGACAAAGGGAAGGCGGGGUUCAAUGUUUUUAAAUUCAAGCUGCUUAGAGAAGCGGGGCAACCUGAAGGUAUUGCAAUGUGGAGAAAAACCCAAAAAUGGAUAGAUAAUCCGUCAUCAAGAGGAAGCGUUAUUAUUCCUGACAUAUCCUCUGGUAGUGAAAACAUACCGGUUUGCCUUGUUAAUGAUGUUGACUAUGAGAAGGGUCCAAGCCAUUUCACCUAUGUGACCAAAGUUAAGUAUUUGAGUCCGAUCAACCUCAUCAAACCUUUGCAUAAAUGCAUGUGCCAAAAUGUUUGCCUUCCUGGGGAUAAAAAUUGCUUAUGCGCACAACAAAAUGGCGGAGAUCUUCCUUAUAGCUCUAAUGGGCUUCUCGUUAGCCGUAGGCCUCUAAUAUAUGAAUGUAGUGGGUCUUGUCCUUGCUCUGUAAAUUGCCGGAAUAGAGUCACUCAAAAGGGUGGUAAACUUAAAUUUGAGGUGUUUAAGACAAAGGACCGAGGUUGGGGGCUUAGGUCUUGGCAUCCAAUUCGUGCUGGCACUUUCAUUUGUGAAUACACAGGUGAAGUCAUGGAUAAGUUCAGAGUUUAUGACUAUGGUGAGGAAAAUGAGUACAUCUUUCAAGCGCUUACGGAUGGUAAUACACUUAAGUGGAAUUAUAUACCUCAAUUGCUUGAAGAGCUCGAUGUUUCUCAAUCGAGUGAGGCUCCUAAGCCCUUACCUUUUGCUAUAAAUGCAAAGAAUAUGGGAAACAUAGCACGAUUCAUGAACCAUAGUUGCUCCCCUAAUGUCUUCUGGCAGCCUGUUCAGCAUGACCAUGGUGAUGAGGGAUACCCACACAUCAUGUUUUUUGCAAUUAAGCACAUUCCUCCCAUGACGGAGCUCACAUAUGAUUAUGGUCUAAGUAAAGGUGACCUUGGCAUAGAUUAUAGCAAUGGUGCUGGAUCAAGGUGGACCAAGAAAUGUUUAUGUGGAUCAUCAAAGUGUAGAGGCUUCUUUGGCUAACCUUUGGCAGGAUAUACUGGAACUGCACCAUCGAAGUACAAGGCAAGGCAUAUGGAUGGCAUUUGGGAUCAUCAAUCUGGGAGCAAAUAAUCAAAGAUCAUUUCGUAUGGCAUUAAAACAUGACAUCUUCAAGGCUAAAAGCUGGUGUGUUCAUUUUGGAGAGUUUGCUGGCUCAUGAUGGCAACUGAUCGAAGUUUCUUUAAUUUCUCUCUGAUAUAUGAUAUGAUCAUCAUGGGUUAUUUGUCACCUUGAAAGUCAUAUGUUUGGAUAUUAUAUCCCUGACUGAAUAACUUUAUGUAAAUGAAAAUUAAAACAAGGAUGCACGCAAGCAUUUGUACUUGUAUGAUGAGAUGUAAUGCUUGCUAGUCUGCACGCACCAUCAUACGCUACUCAUUUCAUUCUCAGUCUUAUCCUAUGUUGAGCUAAAGGAAUCUGCAUGUUCUCCUGAAGGAACUUGCUCUUGGUUAUUGGUUUCUGUAAUCUUUUAACUUCUAUUUAUUGCAUUAUAAUGGGGGAUGAUUGAUAUU
This is a messenger RNA of Asparagus officinalis (garden asparagus), 2674 nucleotides long. Its product is annotated as histone-lysine N-methyltransferase, H3 lysine-9 specific SUVH1-like. NCBI's taxonomy places the organism in Eukaryota, Viridiplantae, Streptophyta, Magnoliopsida, Asparagales, Asparagaceae. The record is from RefSeq and is a predicted model, not a curated record. Gene Ontology annotation, cellular component: nucleus. Gene Ontology annotation, molecular function: protein binding; zinc ion binding; histone methyltransferase activity.